Messenger RNA from Olea europaea var. sylvestris, 2199 nucleotides. RefSeq names its product zinc finger MYM-type protein 1-like. The transcript has 6 exons. The coding region runs from base 1 to 2199 and encodes 732 amino acids. The record is from RefSeq and is a predicted model, not a curated record. Lineage: Eukaryota; Viridiplantae; Streptophyta; Magnoliopsida; Lamiales; Oleaceae. Gene Ontology annotation, molecular function: protein dimerization activity.
AUGAAAGGUCCAGUAAGAGAUAAUGAUCUAUUCAAGAAUGAUGGGGUUCAAACUCAAUUGGCACAUGAUGGUGCAAAUGAUUGGAAAAGUAUUGGUGAAAAACUAAGAACACAUGAAGUGAGUUAUGACCAUAUCACUAACUUGAGUAGAUGGAUCGAAAUGGAAAUCAGAUUUCAAAAGGAACAAACAAUUGAUAAAAGUGUGCAGGAACAAAUCAAUAAGGAUAGAGAACAUUGGAGACAAGUAUUGUUGAGAAUAAUAUCCGUGGUUAGAACUCUUGUAGAAAAUAAUUUGGCGUUUCGUGGAGAUAAUGAGAAGAUAUACCAAGAAAAUAAUGGUAUCUUCUUAAACUUAAUUCAAAUAAUUGCUGAGUUUGAUCCUGUAAUGCAAGAGCAUAUUCGUCGAAUUCAAAAUAAAGAAAUUUAUUAUCAUUAUCUUGGACACAAAAUUCAUAAUGAAUUGAUACUUAUGCUAGCGGGUGAGAUCAAGAAAAUAAUCAUCGAGAAACUCAAAGAAUCCAAGUACUUUUCUGUGAUACUUGAUUGCACUCCAGAUUUGAGUCAUGAAGAACAAAUGUCUAUGGUAUUGAGGUGUGUUGAUAUUUCAGCAAGUCCAGUGAAGGGACUUUUUGAUGAAUUAGUGAAUGCGUUGAAUAAUCUAGAGUUUGAUAUCGAUAAUAUAAGGGGUCAAGGAUAUGAUAAUGGUGCUAACAUGAGAGGAAAACAUAAAGGGGUACAGAAUAGACUACUACAAGUAAAUCCUAGAGCAUUUUACACUCCUUGUGGGUGUCAUAGUCUCAAUCUUGCACUUUGUGAUAUGGCUACUUGUUAUACAAAAGCUAAAUCUUUCUUUGGAGUGGUGCAACGUAUAUACACUCUAUUUUCAUCAUCUACUAAAAGAUGGAAAUUUUUUAAAGAUAAUGUGAAUGGCCUUACUCUUCAGCCUUUGUCUCAAAGACGUUGGGAAAGUCAUGUUGAAAGUAUUAGAGUAAUAAGAUUUCAAGCUCCACAAAUAAGAAAUGCUCUACUUGAAUUGGCAAGAGUUGAUGAUCCUAAGACAAAAAGUGAGGCGGAGUGUUUGGCAACAUAUGAAAUAGAGAAUUUUGAAUUCUUACUUGGGAUGGUUAUUUGGUAUGAAGUGUUGAAUAAUGUUAAUAGAGUAAGCAAACAUUUGCAAACAGAGGACAUCCAUAUUGACGUUGUUAUAGACCAUUUAAAAGGGCUCAUUUCAUUUUUCAAAAGCUAUAGAGAAAUUGGGUUUGAAUCGGCCGUGAUUGAUGCUAAAGAGAUUGCAAGUGAAUUAGACAUUGAACCGAUAUUUCGUGAAAAAAGAGUUAUACGUAGAAAGAAGCAGUUUGAUGAGAUUUCUUGUGAAGAGAUGACAGAAACAGUUGAAGAAUCUUUCAGGGUCAAUUAUUUUUUAUAUGUAGUAGAUCAAGCUCUAUCAUCGCUUCAAAAUAGAUUUGAACAAUUUCAGGAAUAUGACGAUAUUUUUGGAUUUUUAUUUGAUUUGGAAAAGCUUAAAUCCAUUGAUGAUGCUACAUUGAAGUGUCGUUGCAUUAAUCUUGAAAAUUAUUUGAAGUAUAACACAGUAUCUGAUAUCGAUGGAAUGGAAUUAUUUUCUGAGUUGACAGUUUUAAGAGAAGCAAUAUCUACAGAAAUGAAUGGAGCAGCUGAUGUGUUAAAUUACAUUAAGAGAAUGAAUUGUUGUUUUGCAAAUGCUUGGGUUGCUUAUAGGAUAUUAUUGACUAUCCCAGUCACUAUUGCGUCCGCUAAAGAAACUAAAUAUGAUGCUAGGUUAAUCUCUCGGAUUAAAAAUAAAGUAUGGGGCCUCAAGAUUGCCGACUCGCUUAGGGCCUCCGAAUUGUUAGGGCCGGCUCUGAAUAUGGAACACAUAUGGGUUGUGGGCAUAUAUACAUAUUUCUCAGAAGAUACUUCCACUACAAGAAAUUUAUAUUUUUCCUACAAAAUUUUGAGAGACAAAUUGAGAUUUAUGUGGACAAGCAAAAUCGCUUCCUGUGUAGAAGUAACUUUAGCAGACGAAUUACUUUAUCGGAGGAAAACUUAUACGACGAAUUGUAUUCGUCUCCAAAGGGUUCGUAGGAAAAACCUUAGCCCACCGUUACAAGAAAAUACCCAAAUCGACUCAACUAAGACAGAAAACUCUCAGACACAAAGGCAUCAAGAUUUCAUCGAUUAG